AUGGCCCCAGCUCAAAGAAGCAGCUUAACAGCAGAUAAAACGUGGGCGAUUCUCAUCCCUGCUCUUGUGCUGCUGUGUUCCCAAAUCCAAUAUUCUCUGGCUGCUAGCAAUACUCUCACCCAAGGCGGGCCAGCAGUGAAUUCCUCUACAGUCCUCGUCUCCCCAAACGGCCUCUUCACUUUGGGCUUUCAGCGGCUCCCCUCCGGCGAUACUUACCUCGGGAUCUGGUACAACAACGACACCAGCUUGUUCUUCUGGGUAGCGAACCCUGACUUCCCGAUCCCCAACAGCUCGUCGGGAGAGCUCGCCCUGGACCACAACGGAACUUUAAAGCUCGCCUACUCUGGCGGCCCCGGGCCCAUCGUGCUUUACUCCUCAAACAGGCAGAGGAGGAGAUUGAGCGCCGUGCUCCAAGACACGGGCUGCUUCUCCUUGUUUGAUCCCGACGCCGACGCGCCCGGCAAUCCGCUCUGGCAGAGCUUCGAUUCCCCUACCAAUUCCUGGCUGCCGGGGAUGAAAUUGGGGGUGGUCGACGGCGGUCCGAACCGGAAGCUGACGUCAUGGCUAACCAAUUUCAACCCGGCGCGUGGGGCUUUCACUCUGGAGUGGGACCCUACCGACGGGAAGGAAGAGCUGGUGAUGAGGCGGCGGGGCGUGCCGUUCUGGACCAGCGGCAAGCAAUUGGGGCCGAACAUGUUCCGAAACCGAGAUCUCACCGGGAUGACGCUGGAUCUCAACGUAACCCGCGUCUCCAAUCCCCCCGACGACGAUUACCUUACCUUCACAGCCUCUACCAACGACAACAGUUUCAGGGACGAACGGAACUUCACCAUGUGGAGAUUGCAUUACGAAGGCACGUUGAACGACCAGAGCUCUGGCCACCGGAUUAUCUACCCUGACAUCUGCGAUGGGAACAACACGGAGGACGGCUGCGUGAGAUGGCCGGGACCGGAUUGCCGGAGCCACUACAGGGUCAUCGUGCAGCCUGGCCUGUUCAAGAACUCCCAAGUUAAGUUGGAAAACAAUGGCAGCCUGGGAAUCAGUGACUGUGUGGAUAUCUGCUGGAGGGAUUGCGACUGUGGCGGCACCACUGUAAUAGGUGGUGUUCCCGGUAAUGGUACUGGAUGUGUUUUCCACUAUGGGCAGUUUGUGAGCUCGCGUAGAGCAGGCGUGUACCGCGUCAUUAUCAGAGACGCUGAUGGGAGAUCCGACGCUGAUCCUUCAGAGAGGCUUCUAGCGGAGUUGACAUCAUCCGAUCCACCGAUUGUCAUAGACGAGAUGGGAGUUGACGACGAUCCGGGGCACAACCUGAAAGUUUUCAGUGUGGCGUCCAUCAUGACUUCUACAAAUAAUUUCUCUUUGCAAAAUAAACUCGGGGAGGGAGGUUUUGGACCUGUAUAUAAGGGAAAAUUGGGAGAAGGGUCGGAAGUAGCUGUUAAGAGAUUGUCGAAGAAAUCGACUCAAGGUUUGGUUCAGUUCAAAAAUGAGCUAAUACUCAUUGCAAAGCUACAACACAGAAAUCUCGUCAGACUUUUGGGUUAUUGCAUUCAUGAGGAAGAAAUGAUGUUGGUUGGCUAUAUGUCCCCGGAGUAUGCCAUGGAUGGCACAUUUUCAACCAAAUCUGAUGUCUUUAGUUUUGGAGUUAUGUUGCUGGAAAUUGUGAGCGGCAUGAAGAACUAUGGGCUCAUUCAAUUGGAUCCGCCUAUCAACCUCGUAGAAUAUGCGUGGAAGCUAUGGAAUGAAGGCACCCCACUGCAGUUAGUGGAUGCAAUAUUGACUGAUUCGAACAGUUGUAAGGAUCAGAUACUUCGAUGCAUCAAUGUCGGACUGCUAUGCAUAGAGUAUAACGCAUACGAUCGGCCGGAAAUAGUAGAGGUGAUAUCAAUGUUAACAAGGGAAAUCGCGCAAUUGCCCACUCCAAAACAUCCAGCAUUAACAAUGAUGAGACCGGGAAGUGUAAGCACGGAGAGAAGCUCGAGCACCAAUAACCGGGAAAUCUGUUCCACCAAUGAAGUCACCACUACGAUGAUGAGUGGUCGAUAG
Molecule: messenger RNA, 2043 nt
Organism: Linum tenue
Lineage: Eukaryota; Viridiplantae; Streptophyta; Magnoliopsida; Malpighiales; Linaceae
Source: the annotation of a GenBank genome assembly